This is a messenger RNA of Etheostoma cragini (Arkansas darter), 4634 nucleotides long. RefSeq names its product T-lymphoma invasion and metastasis-inducing protein 2-like. Gene Ontology annotation, biological process: activation of GTPase activity; small GTPase-mediated signal transduction; positive regulation of axonogenesis. The record is from RefSeq and is a predicted model, not a curated record. Gene Ontology annotation, cellular component: membrane; synapse. NCBI's taxonomy places the organism in Eukaryota, Metazoa, Chordata, Actinopteri, Perciformes, Percidae. The coding region runs from base 154 to 4620 and encodes 1488 amino acids. The transcript has 23 exons. Gene Ontology annotation, molecular function: guanyl-nucleotide exchange factor activity; protein binding.
GGCUGUCCAGAUGUCUCCAGUUAAACAGCACACAGAUGAAUGCUGAGUUGGGUCCAUUAGUGUCUGCUGUGUGCUAACGAGAAUCACUUACACCCUCGCUUCAGCUCCGUGAUGGACGUUUAACUACCAUAACCUCUCUGGGCAAGGUUUGCGAUGGGAAACACAGACAGCCACAGCAGCUUUGUGUCUCCUGCCAAGCCGCCGUGUUCGCUCCGGCUCUCCUGCAGGAGGGAGGAGGCGCCGUCGGCUCGCAGCUGGUGGAGGAGCAGUAGUCAAGGCCGGAGCCGCGGGAGGAACUACCUGAAGCCGCAGGUUGCCGGGCCGCCGUACACAUCCUGGCAUUAUGAACACGCACCCACACAGGGAGCCACGCCUCCUCCAAGGUUUUUCACAGGAAGUACCGGGCAGUGCAUUGAGCGCACAUCUCUGCAGAGCGGCGGCGGCAGCCCCAAAGUGUUGCUUGGCAAAGACGGGAGCAUGAGGGUGGAGUUCACCAACACCAGAGGAGUGUCCUUGGAGAAGCAGGGGCUCCCCCCUGCCCCCGUUGCCCCGACAGCAGUCGAACCCUUGCUGCGAACCAGUAAAGGCAGCUCGCUCAGCUCUGACGGCUCCUGGUAUGACUCGCCGUGGGGGACGGCCGGCGAGCUGGCUGACAACGUGUUUGUCUGCGCGCCGAGCAGCGGCUACUCCUCCGCCCGCACAGAGGAAACUGCCAUCAGCAGCAGCUACAACACUGUCUUCUCCAAUCAGGUGGAUGUCUCACCUGGGUUUAACUCCAGCCUCCUGUUCCCCGCCGCCGCCGAGAGCAGCGAGUUCUCCGCUGCCUCCAUCGGCGGUGGCGCCGGCUACAACACCUGCUCCUCCGGGCGCACGGAGGACAGCGGCAUCGGAGACUCUGUGAUCCUGCCGGCCGACCUCAGAGACUUCAGCUCCACCUCACUGGACAGCGUUUACAACAACACGCAGCCCGCCUUCCCCACCGCACCGGACGCCACCUUCUGCUGCUCUGCGCCACGGCUGGAUGAUAUCGUCACAGAAGAGGAGGUUUCAGCUCGAGGAGGAGGCGUGGAGCAGCGGUACUCCUCACUGACGCUUCCCUGUCGCAGGGCUGAGUGUGUCAGCAACGCCGCCGGAAACAGCCGCAAAGACUUCCUAAAGAGUCGGAUCCGACAACUCAGCGACUGGACAGGAAGUCUGAGCAGGAAGAAGAGGAGGUUGCAGGAGUCGUAUGGCAGCGACAGCAGCGAUGUUUUCGCCGCCCAGCUGGACUCUGGGCCGGCUGGCUGCGGCCUGUUGUGGUCCUCCAACCCUCUCCACGCUCAGAACCAGAGCCAGAACCAGGUCCCAACUGGCCCCUGGGGCUCAUCCAGGAACCUCAACCAGACCCACAACCAGCGGCAGAACGUGUACGAGAACUUCAUGCAGGAGCUGGAGACGGGUGGCGGCAGCAGCGCCGCCGAUCGGACCGAGCCGUCGGACGGGGAGGGAGACGGGGAGGAGGGGGAGGAAGAGAUGGAGGGGGAGGAGGGGGGAGGCCGGCAACUGGACUUCCUGUUUGAGACGGAGCAGGGCGCGGUGCGGCGGGCCGGAUGGCUCUCUUUCAAAGCUCUCAUCACCGUCAGCAAAGACAGGAAGCUGGAGCUGGUGGCUCGCCGCAAGUGGAAGCACUACUGGGUCACUCUGAAAGGUUGCUCUCUGCUGUUUUAUGAGACCUACGGGAAAACACUUGGCGCUGAGCGGGAGCUUUCUCCGCGCUACGCCCUGCUAGCAGACGACAGCAUUGUCCAGGCCGUCCCGGAACAUCCCAAAAAGGAGCACGUCUUCUGUCUGAGCAACUCGCAUGGAGACGUCUACCUCUUCCAGGCCACCACGCAGACGGACCUGGAAAACUGGGUGACAGCAAUCCACUCGGCGAGCGCAGCUCUGCUGGCAAAGCGACGCGGGACGGAGGACACGCUGCGCCUGCUGCGCUGCCAGAGCGGCGCGCUGCUGCACAGCAUCGACAUGGACAGCAAGAUGAAGAAGAUGGCCGAGCUGCAGCUGUCCGUCAUCAGGGAGCCCAGGAACAGGAAGGCCGUAGAGAGCCAGAUCCAGCAGUGGGAGCAGAACCUGGAGAAGCUGAACCUGGAUCUCUUCCGUCUGCGCUGCUAUCUGUCCAGCCUGCAGGGCGGCGAGCUACCCAACCCCAAGAGCCUGCUCGCCGUCGCCAGCCGGCCCUCCAAGAGCAUGCUGGGACGGCUGGGCGUCUUCUCCGUGUCUUCCUUCCAUGCUCUGGUAUGCAGCAGAGACGAGGGGACGCUGCGGCGCCGCUGCCACACUCUGUCUGGAGGAAGCAGCCGGAGGCGGGGCCUGCCGUCCUCUCUGAGGGCGCUGGACGCAUCCAAGAGACGCAGCAGGGACGCCAGACACUCCACGACCCAGCAGAGACGUGAUGGUGAGACCUCUCAGAGGGAGGCGGCGCCCCCUGCAGGACGCCCUGAUGCUCUGCAGGUGUGUGAGGAGCCGCAGCUUCCAGGUGUUUUCACUCUGAACAUCUGUCGACUCGACGCGGCCAAAGACUUCGGGUUUGCGGUGAAGGGUCACGUGGACGGAGCAGGGAGGAGUUACGUGCACGUCACCGAGGUGGAGCCGCUGGGACUGUCUGCCAGAGAAGGCCUCAGGGCAGGGGACGAGGUUCUGGCGGUGAACGGGGCGGUGCUGUCAGGUCUGGACCUGGACCUGAUGCAGAGCGUCUUCAGCCACAGGAAGCUGCAGCUGCUGCUGCGGAGAGACGGGGUGCCCGGCCCCCCCGCUGACCACUGCCAGCCCCCGGACCCCCCCAGCUGGACCAACACUGGUUCUCCAGACGGUGCCCAUCUUCCUGUUUGUGACGUUUCAUCACACCGGUGUGAAGAUGGCGAGCUGCAGAGACAGGACGUGGAGCGCGUUCACACCCUGUACCAAACCUUCUCAGAGCGACGAGCGGCGGACAACGACGUUCUCAGGAACCCGUACAGCCAGGAGGCCGGCCCGCAGCCCGCCGGCCCUGCGAGCCCCGCCCACCUGAGCGUGUGUCAGCGUCUGCGCCGAGUCAUCGAGGAACUGGUCGACACCGAGAAGUCCUACGUCAACGAUCUGGUGUGUCUGUUUGACAUCUAUCUGACACCGCUGCAGAAGGAGACCUUCCUCAGUAAAGAAGAGAUGGAGGCGUUGUUCGGCAGCCUGCCUGAGAUGUUGGACUUUCAGAGAGUAUUUCUGCAGACGCUGGAGGAGAGGAUUGCCUCCUGCCCCAACUUCAGCCACUUGGAAACCCCUGCACAAUUUAAGGAACUCCUUUUCUCAUUGGGCGGGUCAUUUCUCUACUACGCCGACCACUUCAAGCACUACAGCGGCUUCUGUGCCAACCACAUCAAAGUCCAGAAGGUUCUGGAGAGAGCGAAGACAGACGCCGCCUUCAAGCACUUCCUGGAGGCGAGGAAUCCAACCAAUCAGCAUUCGUCGUCUCUGGAGUCGUACCUUAUCAAACCUGUUCAGAGAGUCCUGAAGUACCCGCUGCUGCUGAGAGAGCUGGUGUCUCUGACCGACCCCAAGAGCCCAGAGCACACUCAUCUGACAGAGGCGCUGAGAGCAAUGGAGAAGGUGGCAACUCACAUCAACGAGAUGCAGAAGAUCUACGAGGAUUAUGGCUGCGUGUUCGACCAGCUGGCCGCCGAGCAGAGCGCGCCUGACAAACAGGUGACCGAGAUCUCCAUGGGCGAGUUCCUGGUCCAUUCGUCGGUGGUUUGGUUGAACCCGUUGCCCUCUUUGGGACGCCUGAGGAAAGAACCGGAGCUCACGCUGUUCGUGUUUAAACGGGCCGUCAUCCUGGUGUACCGGGAGAACGGCAAGCUGAAGAAGAGGAUGACUGGGUCUCGCUCAGCUGAUCUGGACCCCUUCAGGUUCCGCUGGUUAAUCCCAAUUUCAGCAGUUCAGGUCCGACCGGCCAACAUCACAGGCUCGGAGAACCAGUGUGUGUGGGAGCUCGUUCACAGCCGGUCGGAGGUCGAAGGACGACCAGAGACGGUGUUCCAGCUCUGCAGCAGUGGUUUGGACACGAAGGCAAGCGUGCUGCGAGCUCUGCGUGUCCUCCUCCGAGAGCGAGCGCCCUCCGGCUCCCUGAGGAGGAUGCGGCUGUCAACGGCAGAGAGGAGGAGGCCGCAGCGAUGUCGUUCCGACACCCUGGGGGCGACUCAUCGUCAUCAUCAGCGGGCGGAGGAAAGCUGCAGCCCCGACGGCCACUCCGUUCUGGGAGAAACCUGCUCGGAGCCUCUGCUGCCGAGCCGCACCGCCGCAGCCGCCAACCCUGCAGGGAAGAGGACGAGACUCCGCUCGCUGACCGGCGAGCUGGAGGCGCAGCUGCAGAGGCUCAACUUCACCGAGGAGGACACGGAGCGAGGAGCCGCGGCGCUAGACUCUCAGAGUGGCAGGCAGAGACGGAGCUCCAGUCUGCACCGAAGCCCUGGGGGCGAAGGGCUAGACUUCAGCAGCCCGCUGGAGAGAGACUUCAGCGUACAGAGCAUGACCUCCAUGAUCAACGAGGACUGUUUCUACGACAGUGGGCUGGGGAUGCAGAAUGCUGCUUUUCACACGCUACAGAGCUAACAUGCUAACAAUAG